AUGAUCUUAGCAAGAAAUAAAGUUCCACUCACAAAUGCAGCUAGAUUUGCGGCUCGCAACUAUGUAAUGGCACAGGAUGGUGCCACUGCACAAUCACACCAAUGGAAAGAGCGUGAACAGGCUCUUGAGAAAGCAUACAUAGCCUCGAAGGAUACUGAGAACCUUCUCAAACUCAAAAAGAGUCUUGAAGACAGUAUCCAAAACAUAAACACGCAUCUAAUUUCGUCAUCAAAAAACACAAAAGAAGAUGCCAUUCUCACUAGUUCUCUCGAUAAAGAAUUACAAAUCAAAGCACUCGAGGAACAAUUCGAUAUCAUUUCCAAACGUUUAGCUUCACUAGAAGCAGGAUCGAGACACAUUUGAGUAAAUAAUUUAAAUUAUGUAUUACGAAUUCUUACGUUAUGAUUUUUCUUUUGUAUGCAUUAUAAAUAGUAUCAACGACCUGUUUACUUGAAGACACAUUGCUAAGUUGUGAAAGCGUGAGUUGCACUAUCAAUCUCAGUGUCUUUUCAUCACUGUCUAAUGUGCUGAGUUUAUCAAGAAGAGUGAUUAUAGUACCUCUAUCGGGAUAGUUGUACGCCGAAAGGUGAAUACCAGCUUUCCAUUCAGGUGUUCUUCCUGCCAGAACGUCAUGUAAGACAUUUUCAUCAACGUUAACGUUGUUAAGAAUCUUUAAAGCAUAGACUAUCAUUGAGCUUUGUAAUAAUGGUGGGAGAUCUCCAAGGAUGUUUUUUAGUACGCCACUGUACGCCACUUGCAAGUGAUUCAGCUCCCUGGCCGACAAAACUAGUUCCAUUGUCUCCUUUAGUGAGUAGGUAUUCUUUUGGGCGAGAUUACAUAGUCUGUUUAGGGACAAGUGAUACCAAACUCCUACUGGCUUGUCAUUCGUUAAAGCAUCAAGCAAAAUCGCAUCAAUGAGGUUGUUAUUACCGCCAGACCUUGCAAAACGUGCAAGUGAAGCUAAGCUAUCACUGAACUCUAAGCUAUUUUCAACUUCUUCAUAGUUAUCUGAUCUCAAUAACCGCUGGUUAGGUACUAAGUCCAUCUUCAUCAUGGCCACCAAGUCUAACCCUAUUUUGUUCCUACUAGCUGUUGACUUUAAAUUCUUUGGGUCAGACGCAUAACUUAGAUAUCCUGCUUUCUUCUUCACAUAGAAUGUUUGUGAUGCUUUAAGAUUCCGCAAACUAUUCUCGUCAUUGAAAUCAAUAACUAAUGGCCAAUAUCUUGGAGAAUCAAUUUUAAGGCUAAGCAGACGAGAGUAUUUCGGUACCAAAGUUGGCGCUAUCAUUCUCAUGCUCUUAGGUUGCUUGUCCAAUUCAUCCACAGCCUUGAUCUUGAUCGGCACAUAAACGGCUUCGUUGGUUUUGACAUCACGUGGGAUAAAACAUCUCUUCUGUACUGCUUUCACCCACAGGUGCCUGUAAGCAAAUGGAUGAUUGGAUUGGUCAUUAAUCGACAUUGGCCACUUUGGAUAGAGUGCGCACAAGAGGAAUCCGACAGCUUCAUUUGAGUUGGUGAGGGUAUAUUCACCACCUCCCAAGAAAAGCAUACCGAGUGCCAUAUGAACUGCCAUUUGAGAACCGAAAUUCCGUCCACUGGCUUGACCAAAUUGACCGUGAGCAAUUCUAAGACGCUUCAGGAUUCCCAGUUCACCAGUACCAGCCAUAACAGUUGCUAUUGCAACUGUGAUUGUAUUCAAACCCGAUCUAAUCGCUGCACGCUUGACUUUACCUUCAUAAGUGAUGG
Messenger RNA from Wallemia mellicola CBS 633.66, 1746 nucleotides. RefSeq lists its product as hypothetical. Lineage: Eukaryota; Fungi; Basidiomycota; Wallemiomycetes; Wallemiales; Wallemiaceae. The coding region runs from base 1 to 363 and encodes 120 amino acids. The record is from RefSeq and is a predicted model, not a curated record. The transcript has a single exon.